AUGAAUUAUAGAAACGAACGUCAGAAAACAUUCGACCAACCUGUAAAAGCGGAGGGUAAAACUUUUAAUUGGAAUGAUAUCAUUGAAUUCACGCCGUCAUUUGAUUUAGUUGAAGCAGGAUUUUAUUUUACACCAACCAAAAGAAGAAAAAAUAGAAUUACAUGUACUUAUUGUAACAAAUCAAUUAUUAUUCAAAAGGAUUUUAAAUAUGAUAGAAUUGUGACGGAACAUUUAAAAAGAAAUUCUAAUUGUCCAAUGUCAAUGAUUCUUGAUCUUUUGGAUUCAAGUAAAGACCUACCUGAAAAUGAAAAACAAUCGUUUUGGGAAAACUCAAGGUUUAAAAACCCACUAGAUGAUGAUUCAAUAGCUUUUAGAAGACAAUUUUUCAAUGAUUUUCCUUUGAACAAGGUAGAGUCCAAACCAAAUUCCGAUUCAUUAGCUAAAGCGGGAUUUAUUUAUCAACCAAGACAAUUUGGAGAUGACAGAGUAUUGUGUAUGUUUUGCAAAUGUGCAUUAGAUUACUGGGAAAAAGAUGAUGAUCCAACUGAAGAACAUACAAAAAAUGCAAAUAAUUAUUGUUACAUAUUGGACAUGAUUAAAAAACAAAAUGAAAAGCAAAAUGAUAGAAUUGAAGAAAUUAGUGACGCGUCAUGCGGUGAUAUUUCGUUACUUAGUGAUUCAAAUGAACAUAUACCAACAGCAUCAUCAACAAAAGAGCCCAAUAUAUCAACAACAAAAGAGAAACAAAAAGAUCUGAAAAUAGCAAGGUCAAGAAAGCGUAAACCACCAGAUUUUAAUAAUGAUUUACAACUUGACCAAAAUCACCUUAACAAGAGCACAAAGAAAAGGAAGACCGAACCAUAUGGUAAAAAAGAUGAAAAUUUAGAUUAUUGGAAUAAAUUACCAGAUGACGAUUUACUACAGGAAUUCAUACAAGUUUCAAAACUGUCAGAUUUUAAAAUUAGACCAACAGACAAAGAGAGUGAGGUUGGUGCUAAUAUUGAUCAAUACAAAUCCACCAUCCAAGAUGUCUCCUCAAAACCGAAGGAAGAUGAUGAUUUGGCUUCCAAAGAUUUAGAUGAUGUUUUAAAAUGUGAUUCUCAACCUAAAGAAGUGUUGAGUGAAGAUGUUUCAGACUCCAAGAAUUCAAUUGAGGGUGCUUUAGAUUUGAACGUGAAUAGUGAAGAUGAAGUAGAGUCAGAAUUAGACUUUGAAUCUAUUAGCACAUCCGAUGAGUACGAGCCUACUCAGGACUCAAAUCAAGUUAACAGUAUUGAAAAGAUUACAAAGCAAAUAGAAUCAAAGAAAGUCCCUAGUACUACUCCCAGAUUACCUAAAAAAAUGAGUAUUUUAAGUUCAUCUCCAGCUAAAUCCAAGGUGAUAAUCAAACGUAAUACUCCAAUCCCAAUUUUUGAAGAUACUUCAACAGAUAAUGAUUAUGGAGAAAAUCAUGUUGCAAAAUUAGAGAAAAAAGUUAUUAAGUCAACAACUCCAAUAUUACCGGUUGAUGAAGAUAGUAAUGAUUUAUCAUCAGAAAUUAGAAAUUCACCUAUUCGUAUGUCACCAACUAAAGUAACUACAAAGAGAGCUGAAGGUGUAAAACCAAGUUUAUUUGAUCUGUCAGUGGAUUUUUCAUUAGAUAAUAUAUCACCAAUUAGACCUAGAACUGCUGCAUUUGCGGCUAAACAGAAAGUUGAUUUAAACAAGAAUAUAAGUGAGAAUAAGACUAUUGGUGUACUUGAAGAACGUAAAUUUGAUACCGUUGAAAUUAAGAAACCAAAAAGCCCAUUUAAUGUAUUAAACAAUAGUCACUUAGAAGCAGUAAGUACAAAUCUAUUUGUUCAAUCAAGUACUAAUGAUUUCGAUCCAUUUGAUGAACCUUCAAAACACUUUGAAGUUGAUAAAUUGAAUGAAACAAGUGGUAUAUUAGAAGAUGUUAUUGCUGUGCCUGAUGCAUCUUUAACGACUGAAAGAAAUGGGAGGAGAGAUGAACCAAGCUCCGAACAUCAAAGUUUGAAUCCGGAAACUUCUCAAGAAAGACUGCAUCAAUCAGAAAUGGUACAAGACUUCUUAGAUGACAACUUAACAACUUCAACUCCUAAGCAUAAAGGAAAUACAGAAACAAGUGUCAACUUAACUCAAUUACCUGAAAUAACCAAGACUAGUUUUGAAGCUGAGGCGUUUGAUGAUGUUUUGGAGAUAAAGGGAGAAAAUGACCUAGAUAAACAAAUGACUAAUGAACAAAUUGAAGUUGGAAAUAAUACAUCAAUAGUUGCAAAUUCCACCAAAAUUGAAGCAAAAGGGGUCGAUUUAAGUGAUGAAAAAGAAGAACUAUUGCUCAAUGAGGAAAAUUUAGAGGAUGAGAUUGCUAUAAACGACGUUGAUUCCGAAACAUCUAAUGAUGUUACUGGAAACAUUUCAGUAGGAAGUGAACUUUUGAGUAUUUCAAACCCAAUUUCUGCCGAAAAAAGUAAUAUGGAGAAAGAAGAUCUACCAUCAGAGUCAAGCAACAAAAAUGAAAAUAGAGUUCAUGAUAUUUCAGAAUCAACAACUGCAAAAAAAUCGGGUAGUGAAAAUGGCUCAGCCGAUACAAAUAACAGAUUAAAUUUAGAUGAAACUAAUAAACAUACUAAAAAUCCUAAGUCAAGCGUUACUGAUCCAGACAACUCAGAUAAGGAGAACAACUACAAAUUGGGUAUUGAACUAACCAAAAAGACAUCUACAACUUCGUCCAUCAAACUUGAGAUAAAUAGCGAAAAUGCAAUAUUGCAACAUCCACAAUUCACAACAUCUUCUACAUGUCAAACUGAAACUCCAACUUCUACAGAAUCAUCAAAUCAAGAACCAGCAAUCAAUAAGGAUAAAUUACAAAACUCUGAAAAUAAAUCUCAAAAUAUUGAAAUUGAAGAAGAAGUUACCAAUUCACAAUCAAAAUGGGAACCAAGGUCAAUGGAUAAUUUUUUGCAACAAGUUGAAGAUCUAAAAAACAGUUCAAAAGAAUUAAAACAAUUAUCAACUUUAAAUUAUGAAUUGAGUGAUGAUGUCAACGGAGAUUUGACUGGAUUUAUAUCUGAAAUGCCAGAAGAUGAAGAACAAAUGACAAUUAAACAAUGGAUUGAACAUUGUGCUAUUAAUUGUAGAGAUAUUGUCAGUCAAUCAGUGGAAGAAUUAAACAAACAUAUUUUAGAAGAAUAUGAUAGAGCUAUUAAAGCAGUUGAAAUGAUGGAUGAUGUCUAA
Messenger RNA from Lodderomyces jiufengensis, 3237 nucleotides. RefSeq lists its product as uncharacterized. The coding region runs from base 1 to 3237 and encodes 1078 amino acids. Lineage: Eukaryota; Fungi; Ascomycota; Pichiomycetes; Serinales; Debaryomycetaceae. The transcript has a single exon. The record is from RefSeq and is a predicted model, not a curated record.